Messenger RNA from Eublepharis macularius, 2142 nucleotides. It is a transcript of the gene ENO4, whose product is annotated as enolase 4. Gene Ontology annotation, biological process: glycolytic process. Gene Ontology annotation, molecular function: phosphopyruvate hydratase activity; magnesium ion binding. The transcript is spliced from 14 exons. The record is from RefSeq and is a predicted model, not a curated record. Bases 1 to 1854 code for a protein of 617 amino acids. Gene Ontology annotation, cellular component: phosphopyruvate hydratase complex. NCBI's taxonomy places the organism in Eukaryota, Metazoa, Chordata, Lepidosauria, Squamata, Eublepharidae.
AUGGAGCCCAGAGAAAGUCACCCGGAGACCGAACCUCAGCGCCAAAGAUGCACGCUCACCGACCUUAAGCAUCAGGCUGCGGAAUAUUACCGGAGCAACGAAAUACCGCAGCGCCUGGAGGAAGUGCUCAAUGCAAUGUUUUACCUCCGCCCGUCAGACUUCUAUGGGCACCUGGCAAACUACUUCUCAAAAUUAUCAAAGCCUCCAGUGAUAUGCAGAUUAGUUGGGAAAAAGGUGCUGGAUGGGACUGGUCAUCCAGCAUUACAAGUGGAAGUGUCUUGCCAAGUUAAGAACUCUGAUAAGAGCAUUUGUUCCAGCAUGAUCUCUUCUCAUGCUGAAAUUCUUGAGAAUGCUUCACCAGAAGAAGUGGAUGCUGAUGAAAAGGAAAGGCAUGAAUGUGUAGAUAUAGCAAUUGAAUGGAUAAACGAAUCAUUGAAUGAAUUGCUCACAGGCCUUCAACCAACUGACCAACAUAAAGUUGAUGAGCUACUUAGUGAAUAUUUCAGAAAGAAAGUAGAAGAAGAAGAAGAAAGAAGAAUAGAAGCAGAAAAAGAGAAAGAAACCCAGGAAGUAGUAUUUCCUUCUCCACUUCCUGUUACAGCACCUUCUGGAAAAAAGAAACAAGCAAAGCUAGGGAAGAAGAUUUCAGUUGUGGAGAAUCCAAUCCCACCAGCUGAACCUGCUGAACCAAUAACUAAGGGUAGCAUGGCUAUUGGGUGUAUAUCUCUUGCUGUUGCAAAGACAGCUGCAACUACUAGUGACAUGCCUUUGUACUUACAGAUUGCUUUAAUGAAACACAAUCAGGAUCUGCCUAAGGAACUGAUUAUGCCAUCGCCAAUGAUAACACUUUUGAGCUGUGGAAAAUUAUCACCUGGAAAAUUAAAUCUAAUGAAAGAAGUAAUGUUUAUACCUCCAGCCUGGUUAACAGUUAAACAAGGUGUAGAAAUGUCUCUGGAUAUUCAGAAACAAAUAAUGAAGUUGCUGGAACCAGUGGGUAAAGGGCAACCUAUUUCUCCAGCGGAAAGUAAGAAGUCUGCUGCACGAGAUACAGGAAAAAAAGCUCCACAACCUGUUAUUAAGAAAAUGUCUCACUUAGGCUGCAUAGUAACAGGGAGUGAAACUCUUGAGCAACCUCUGACCUUGAUUCAAACAGCUUGCACAAACAUUGGCUUGGAAUUAGGAAUAGAUCUGUAUUUGGGAAUAAAUUGUGCUGCUCAUGAACUAAUGGACUAUAAUAAAGGAAAAUAUGAAGUAUUGUUUGGAACAUCCAAAAACCCUGAUGAAAUGGUGGAUAUGUAUGUGAAUCUAAUUCAUAAAUUCCCCUCUAUUAUAGCAUUAAUUGAUCCUUUGAGGAAAGAGGACACUCAGCAAUGGGAGAAUUUAUGUAGUAAUCUGGGUUCAAAAUGCUACCUUAUUGCAGAACAUGCAUGCAAGAAUAUGCCUAAAUAUUUAGAUGGCCAAAAGAAGAAUGCACCAAAAUGCAGUGGUCUCAUUUUGAAAUGCACCAAUGAAACUAAAAUUUCUGACCUUUUAGAAAUGACCAAGCUUUUAGAUGGUCUGAAACAUCUUUCUAUAUUUGGAACCUCAGAUGGAGAGUCUUCUGAUGACAGCCUUGUGGAUCUUGCUGUUGGACUGGGAACCAGGUUUAUCAAGUUGGGAGGUCUCUCACGUGGUGAAAGAGUGUCCAAAUACAAUCGCCUUCUUGCUGUAGAGGAAGAACUGACCAAGAAUGGAAUACUAUGUGCAAGAGAUGACUAUGAAUUUGUGGAUUUUACUGAAGAUGAACAAGAAGAGGAAGAAGAAGAGUUUGACUGUAGUGAUUUGGCUGUGGAAGUAGUACCACUUGCUUUGUAGAAAGUGAUGCUUCAACAUUUGACUUUUGUUGGCCCAGUUCUUCACUUGGGUGCAAACUGCAUUUUACCCAGACUAUCAAAAUGGGACAGCAGCUGAUAUGAGCUCUGGCUCAUCACUCUUUGAAAUACAUAGGAAUAGUCACAUGAGAUCGCUGAAUAUACUGACUGCAAAAAGCUUGAAUUGCUUAUGGCUGAUAAUCUACUUCAGUGUGGUAGUUAACAAAACUCAGUGAACUUUUAUGCAAUGCUUCAUUGAAAUAAUUACCAUAAUAAAUAAUCAUACUACUAC